This is a messenger RNA of Solanum verrucosum, 840 nucleotides long. RefSeq lists its product as uncharacterized. The record is from RefSeq and is a predicted model, not a curated record. The transcript is spliced from 7 exons. Lineage: Eukaryota; Viridiplantae; Streptophyta; Magnoliopsida; Solanales; Solanaceae. The coding region runs from base 1 to 708 and encodes 235 amino acids.
AUGGAUCAGGGACUUCACUGGACCUGUUGUCUUGGGGCUCAUUUUAGGAGGAAUGCAUUCUGGGUGGCUAAACAGGUUUUACAAUUGGGAAUGGGUGAUGCAUUUGAUGAUUGGCUGAUUGAGAAAAUCCAGCGUCUGCGCAGGGGUUCAGUAGUUGCUGCAGGUAUCCAAUGUGUUGAGCAGGUAUUGUUCAAGGGGUGGAGACAGGGCACUGGAGUAUGUACUGUCAUCAGUCAUCAUCUAACUUGCUUUAUUGAUAUAUCUUGCACAUCCAUUCAAAUGAAAGAGCUGAUUCUCUGGCCGGAUGGUAUAUUCAUCACAAAGCACCCAGCACGUCAACGUCCUGCACCUUCCUCAUCCCCCAAUUCUCCUCCAGGCAUGCCUUCAACUCCAUUAUCUUCGCCUAGGCUGGAGGAUUCACAGAAACUGGAUGAGAUGCAGAAGCAGGAAGCAGAGCAACGUGCAAAAUUUGUUUAUGAGCUAAUGAUUGAUAAGGCACCAGCUGCUAUUGUAGGACUUGUUGGUCACAAAGAAUACAAACAGUGUGCAAAGGAUCUUUAUUACUUCAUCCAGUCAUCUGUGUGUAUGAAGCAGUUAGUCCUUGAUCUUCUCGAGCUAUUACUGGUGUCCGCAUUCCCAGAGCUGACUUCUGUAUUUAACACAUUGCAUGAGGAGAAGGAGAGAUUUGGAGAACUCAAAAUAGAUUAAGUGGAUCGUUUGCCAAAAUGCCAUUUCGUUAUACAAUUUUAAGGAAAAUCGUCAACAAGUUUAUCCCGUUAAUCAUGGUAUUCUUUCUGUGGAAGCACAAAAUGCUAGGUUCAUUUUAUCAAAUAUGUAAAA